AUGGAAGAUAAUAAUUAUACAUGUAACGUUUAUGAAUGUAAUAAUGAGAAUUAUAAAAACUUCAGCUACUACGCAAGGUAUGAUUAUGAUAAUGUUGAUGUGUGUUAUUAUUGGGACAACGAUAACCACUACAUAAAAAAGACAUUUGAAGAUAGAAUAAUGAGAGAAUACUCUUAUGAAGUGAAAAAUGGAAAUAUUGAUGAUACAACGAAAAAAAGAGUAUAUAAAGGUGAAUAUGAGUACAAUCCUAAACAACACUUUCCAAGAAAAAAUAACAAGAUUGCAGGCCAAGGAAGUCAAGUGGAUAAUGAUAUACAAAACAAUGCAAACACUGAGAAUCAAAAGAACAAUUCUGAUCCAGCACAAAAUCAUCCACAAAAUAAAACAGAAGAUGAAACGUCUACAACGAUUGGUACAACUGAUUCUAAAAAUGGAUCACAAAAAGAACAGCAGAAUGAGGAAAAGGAGAACACCAACGAAAUAAGAGAUAAAAAUGAAAACAAAAAUGGAACCACCAUUAAGAAUGAUGAAUCAUCUCUGUCAAAUGGAGUCGCAAAUACUACUGAUAAAAAUGUAGACUCAGAAAUUCCCAAGGAAAUACCAGGUAAAGUAAAUCUAUAUAUGUUAAGAGUAGUUAUACUCAAAGUAGAGAAUCCACAGGGUACUUACCUAAUAAAUGCACAAAAGAAACAAAAUAACUAUAUUACUCUAACAUGGACAAAUAGCAAAAGCCAAGAGAUCCCAGUUAGUGAGGAUGGAACUUCUUUUGUGGUGGAAUCGAAAGAACGGAAUUAUCUGCUCAAAUUUGACAAUGAUUUUACAAAAUGUUACAUAAUCGAGUAUAAGCAAAAAGACGAUUUAAAAGGAUAUUGCUAUUACACUAAGCAUGAGGCGGAUGAGCUGAAGGAGUGUGGACUUGUUAAGAAUGAUGAAUAUGUCUGUUUCAAGAAGUUUAAUAAUGGGAAAAUGACCGAGUAUACAUAUAGUUUCGAGAAUGAACAAAUUGUUGUUGGAUCCAAGACAGAGGUGUAUGAAGGUAAUUAUCAGAACAAUCCUUGUGAGCAUUAUCCUAGGGUCGUUCCAAAUGCCUUGGAAAUACUUCCAGAAUUGCCAAGGAAUGCUAAAGAAGAAAUUGUCGAGUAUAUAAAGAAGAUAGAACAAGGACAAAAUGAAAUUGUUGUUAAGGCAGGAACUGAAUUAUCUCAGAUAGAUUGUAAUGCGGGAAUAUUAAUAUUUGAAGAAUCAUAUAUGAAUGAACUACAGAACGAUUUUGUUAUUAAUGAAAAACAAUUCCCCUAUUUAAGGAAACUAAUUUUAGAAAGUAAUUGUCAGAAUUCAAGAGACAAAAUAUUCGGUAAAUUUGAAAUAUCGGGUUGCCUGAAAUUGGAAGAAAUUGAAGUGAAAAAUAAUUCUUUUUGUUGGUAUAUGCAGUAUGUAUUCAAGGGUAUUGCUAUUGUUUUUAUGUUUUCAAAUAGACUUGCCUUCUCUCAAGUCAAUUAA
This is a messenger RNA of Blastocystis hominis, 1500 nucleotides long. RefSeq lists its product as hypothetical. Bases 1 to 1500 code for a protein of 499 amino acids. The transcript has 2 exons. Lineage: Eukaryota; Bigyra; Opalinata; Blastocystidae. The record is from RefSeq and is a predicted model, not a curated record.